Sipha flava (yellow sugarcane aphid) is the source of this 3154-nucleotide messenger RNA. RefSeq names its product dachshund homolog 2 (gene dac). Bases 591 to 2948 code for a protein of 785 amino acids. The transcript is spliced from 13 exons. The record is from RefSeq and is a predicted model, not a curated record. NCBI's taxonomy places the organism in Eukaryota, Metazoa, Arthropoda, Insecta, Hemiptera, Aphididae.
CAGCGCCGGCACCAGCAGCAGCAACAGCAGCAGCAGCAGCAGCAGCAGCAGCAGCAGCAGCAGUCGGCCGCGCCCGCAACAGUCGCGUUUCAACCGUAUCGCCGCCCGGUCGCCUACCGUCGCCCGGCACACGCGCAAACAGUUCAUAAUAUAAUAUUAUCAAUAAUAGUAUAUUAUUGUGAUAGGUGUCGAACACGUCGCCGUCGUCGUAUUAUUAUUAUUAUUGUAAUUAUUAAAUUAACGUUUGGCGAGGAUACGUCUGCGUGCGAGAUCCGGUGCCGAAAGGUUGUAAGCGAUCAAACCGUACCGCUGGGGGAAUCGCCCGCGCCGGGGGUUUUCGUUCUUCGUUUUCCUACGCGCAUGUCGACCCGGAAGGGCCGUACUACCGUCGUUUACCGGGAACAACCGUUCGUCGACAACAAUAAAUCCAACUACAUCGGUAACACAACGUAUCCGUGCGCUGUCGCGUGUGCCGCGAACAACCGCCGUUGUGAUAAUCGUCGUAACGUCGCUGUGCUGUGAAAACCCGCGAGCGCACCAUUCUACGCACCGCAGGUGACGGGCGCCCACCCGCACCUUAUACCGACGAGAUGAUCAUGGAGUCUUCGAACGCGGCCGCGGAAUCCGCAGGCUCCGGCAGCGACCGCAGCAGCAACGUGUCGACCAGCCCGCCGCCACCGCCGUCAUCGUCCGUGUCGCAGCAGCAACAGCAGCUACAGCAAAUGCAGAUGCAACCGGCCACCGGGCCGUCGUCCGUGGGUGGCGGCAGCAGCGUGUCCGGCACUAAGGACGGCAGUCCCAGAGACGAACGGGGCAACAGCCCGAUGAUGAACGUCAUCAACCCGUCGCAGCAUCACGCCAUCAUCACGCCGACGCGCGGCAUGAGCCCGCCGUCGUCGCAGACGGCCGCGCAACCGGUGCCGCCGCCGGUGUCUUCGAUGAGCACGCUCGCGUCCCGCAUACCCAUGGGAUUGUUCAACUCGUUGGUGCACCACUCGUCGCCGUUGGACCUGAUGGCCAUGGCCCACCACCACCAGCAGCAGCAACAGCAGCAACAACAGCAGCAACACCCGUCGUUGCAGCAACAGCAGCAGCAGCAGCAGCACCCACCGCGGUCGUAUAACAGCCCGCCGCCCAUCAGCAGCACCGAUCCGGCCGCCAACGAGUGCAAGCUGGUUGAGUACCGCGGCCAGAAAGUGGCCGCCUUCAUGAUCGCCGGUGACACCAUGCUGUGCCUGCCUCAGGCGUUCGAGUUGUUCCUCAAGCACUUGGUCGGCGGGCUGCACACCGUGUACACCAAGCUCAAGCGGCUGGACAUCGUGCCGCUCGUGUGCAACGUCGAACAGGUACGCAUACUCCGCGGAAUGGGAGCCAUACAGCCGGGCGUGAACAGGUGCAAGCUUCUGUCGUGCAAGGACUUCGACACGUUGUACAGGGACUGCACUACGGCCAGGUGCAUGAUGUCGCACAAGCCGACUGACAGUUCUCGACCAGGAAGACCACCGAAGAGAGCGUCGUCCGUAGGCCUUUCUCUGGCCGCGUCGGCCUCACAUUUAAGUCAUCAGCUGAAGAAACAUCGUCUCGAAAAUGGAGAUUACGUCGCCGGAGUUUAUGAAAACGGACAUUUGCAAGAUUCGCCUCGCAUGGAAAAAUCUCCACUGCUGGCCAACGGAUACAAUCACCCGCCCACGCACCUUGGACACAUGCAGUACAUGCAGCAGUUCAACCAUCACCAUCACCACCAUCCGGCGGCCACGCAUGCCAUCAUGAACCCUGCCGGUCUGUCGCAUCCCGCCCUUCCACGGCCCGACACGCAGCUACUCAAGAGCCAAGGGCUGUCCAUGGAAGCGUUAGCCAGUUCGGGCAUAUGGGAAAAAGCGUACGCCGGCUUCAUGAAACAACUAGAAAGGGCCAACGACGAACGAGUGGGCGACAUAAAUCGAGCGCUGAACUUUGAUCAGAAAGCAAGGGAUUUGACUUCGCAGAACGGUUCAUCCGAAGGGCACAGCCCCGUGUUGAAUCUUUCGAAAACGGGAGGGGAUCACUCGGGACCGGCCAGCGAUCACUCGGCUGGCGGCAAUACCAACGUCGACGACGAAGACGACCUGGACGAGGACGACGACAACAUUUCCGACGGCGAAGAAGACGACAUCAAAGAUCACGACCUCAGCGACAAUCCGGACGUGGGAGGUAAUAGCAGCGCGCACGGUAGCGUCACGCCCCCGCCACAGGCGUUGAACUUCGGUUCCGCCGGUUCCGGUGACAUGGGGUUGCCGUACAUGACCACCGAGUCGUUACUCCGGAAGAUACAAGCACUGCUGAAGGCCGCCGCCGACAAGAUUCGAGACGACGACCGCGCGUUGAACUUCGAAAAAGCCGAGUUGAAAAUGGACGUACUCCGUGAGAGGGAAGUCAAAGGAAGUCUAGAACGACAGUUGGUCGACGCCCAAAAGCUGCGGGUCGUUUACCAAAAGCGUCUCCGCAGAGAGAGGAAAGCCAGGAAACGCGUACAAGAUCAGCUGGAACAAGAGUUGAAGCGAAGGGCUCAGCUCGAGGAGAUGAUCAAAGCGGCCGGUGCACCAGCAGACGCACUCCGUAUACUAACAGAAAACAACAACGAAAAGCCGAGGGACAGGUCUGAACAGUCGCAGAGCCCGCAAAACUAUUCGUCGGGACCGGUGCAACGAGGUUCGGAGACGUCCAACGACAAGCAGUGGAACUAUUCGGGACUGGACCUGAUGAGUUCGUCCGGGGCCGCAGCUUUCUGGCAAAACUAUUCCGAAACGUUUGCCCAGGAGCUGGAUUUGGAACGAAAAGCCAGGCAGCAACAGUCUGCCCAACAGAAUCAACAGCAAAGCCAACACUCGGACAGAGACAUCAAGUCGCCCGUCCCAGACACCCGGGCCAAAUUCUUCAACAAUUCCGUCUUGUUCAGUACGGCAACAUAAUGCGUGUCUAGUAGUGGCACGCGUUCCAGGAAAACAGUUUGAAUAAAGUAAAAUAAAGAUAAAUAAAUAAUAAAAAAAAAAUAAAAACAAUUUGUACUUAAACAAUAUUAGUGAAGAUUUUCUCGUUUUGUAUCAUACAUAUAUUAUUAUUGUAGUUAUUAUUGUGUAAUGUAAUCGAUACGCGCGUUAGUAUUUUUUUUUUUUAA